Messenger RNA from Chanos chanos (milkfish), 1046 nucleotides. RefSeq names its product mitochondrial ribosomal protein L46 (gene mrpl46). Gene Ontology annotation, cellular component: mitochondrial large ribosomal subunit. The transcript is spliced from 4 exons. The record is from RefSeq and is a predicted model, not a curated record. The coding region runs from base 1 to 864 and encodes 287 amino acids. Gene Ontology annotation, molecular function: structural constituent of ribosome. Lineage: Eukaryota; Metazoa; Chordata; Actinopteri; Gonorynchiformes; Chanidae.
AUGGCGGCGCCCUAUCUCCGAUGCGUGAAUGGCCCGUUGUGGAAAUUUUUUAGGUCAGGUGUUAUUUUUACGCCAAUUCGCAACAUUUCCUUGAACCAGUUUUGCCGUAGCGCACAUAAGCUAAAAAAUGAAACUGUUUCUUCCCCAUGGAGGCUUUAUGCGGCUGUAUGUUUGCAAAGGCUACCGAUAGUUUCUCAGGAGAGAAGCCCGAUUGAGGAACAGUUUCUAGACCUAAUGCACCAGAUGGAAUUGGAAAGAAGCCUACUGGCAGACCACGAACUACGGCUUUUGGAGGAUGCUGAGCGAAUGAGCCGCAAACAGGAGGAAGACUAUGAUUCCGAUGAAGAGGAGGACUACGCCGGCCAAGACAUCGUUACUGCUCAGGACCUGGAGGACACAUGGGAACAAAAACUGAAACAGUUUCAACCAGCUUCAAGAGAAAAAUCUGCUGACAAGACUGAACUAAGUUCCUCAAACCGCUGCCUGGGAGACAAUUUGGUGUUACUAGUGAAACAAAGUGUUGGUGGUGAGAAGAUUUGGUUGCUGCCGCAGCUUCAGUGGGAGACUGGAGAAACACUCAAACAAACAGCAGAACGUGCCCUUGCCAGACUGCCAGGUGCAGAUUUGAAGGCUACAUUCUUAGGCAAUGCGCCCUGUGGAUUUUAUAAAUACAAAUUUCCAAAAGACAUUCAAACAGAGAGCUGUGUGGGAGCGAAGGUGUUUUUCUUCAAAGCAUUGCUCUCAGUCAGUAGCCACUCACCACUGGAAAAGGAUUCUUUCAUUUGGGUGAAAAAGAGUGAACUCCCAGAAUAUCUUAAGCCAGAGUAUCUAAAACAAGUUAAUCGUUUUAUCAUUAGCUUGUGAUAGAAGAGGAGUUCUGGCAAACCUUUCUAAACAACAUGGUAAUCUUUACUGGCACUCAUUUAGUCAUAUAAUUUAAUAUCCCUCAUUUUCUAGACAUUGUCAAGAAAUGUCUCUGAAUCUAUGUGGAACCCUUUUAUUGUAUGUGUGUCCAGCCUUUUCAGUUCUAAGAAAGAAAUUAUAUU